Funneliformis caledonium is the source of this 450-nucleotide messenger RNA. NCBI's taxonomy places the organism in Eukaryota, Fungi, Glomeromycota, Glomeromycetes, Glomerales, Glomeraceae. The record is from the annotation of a GenBank genome assembly.
AUGACCUAUUAUAAUUCAUGUAUAUAUGCAGCAAGUAGACUAAAACUUAAUAAGAAUAAGAUUACUGUAUCAGAUGCUGAAUUAGAAAAAGUACAUAUUGACAGACUUAUCGCUCACCUUUUAGAUGAUAAUAGUCUUUGUUGGAAUGAAGAUUUCAUACCUUAUGAGCGUAGUGUACAAGAAAAAAUCAAAGCUAAAGUAUUUGAACCUACAUUUGCCAAAUACAUGCUUGACUUCAAAAAAAUCCAAAAAUGUAUAGCUUGUAAAGCUUUUCCAAAGUAUUUUCCAUCAGGAUUAUGCAGAUACCAUGAUUUUUGUCUUAAAUUCAGAUUGCAUCAGGAAUUUCCAAAUAAGCAAUAUAUACCAUCUUUACAAAACUCAGAAACAAAUCUGUCUACCUUAUAUAAUGUAUUGGAUACCAAGAGUUUCGAGAUAUACAAGAGGUGGUAA